This is a messenger RNA of Cinara cedri, 8075 nucleotides long. The record is from the annotation of a GenBank genome assembly. Lineage: Eukaryota; Metazoa; Arthropoda; Insecta; Hemiptera; Aphididae.
AUGAUUCAUAGUUUAUUUAUUAUAAAUUCUGCUUGGUAAGUUUAUUGCUCUUUGCUAUAAUAAUGUGAUCGGACGCCUACAUUUUAUUAGAAUUAUUUUACCUGGAGCAUAUAUUUUACGAAAUGUGAAUCCAUAGAAUUAUUUUAUAUUAAUAAUACGGUUUUGAACAUAAAAUGAAUGGAAUUACACAAUGUUAUACAGAUAUUAGAACUGACAUUUUACAGAAUUUUAGUAUUCAAAUAAAUUUCUGUUCAAAGAAUCUAAUGUAAUUAUUAUACAUAUUUGUUCAAAUUUUUAUAAUUCCAGUAAAUAUUUGUUUCUGUAAAAAAAUAGGAGAUCCAAUAAAUGUCUACUCUAAGUAAAAUAAUUUGAAUAUUAUUAAAUACUUUUAAGGAUUCUGGAUUAGUAUUUAAUGAAUGAUUUGUUUUAAAAAUGUCAGCCGAAAGAAUAAUAUUAAUAUUUAUUUAUUUAACAAUGCGCAUUGGUGUAAAAACAAGUUGUGUCAAAUUCAAUUUAAAGAAAUAAUUUAUUUUUAAUCUAUAUACUUAGUUAUGAUAUUAUGCAAAUUUAAAAUUAUGUUUUGAAGAUAUUUUUGUAGUAAUUAAUAAUUGGUUCAAUUUCAACAAUUGUUUAUGGUACUGUUGUAUUAAUUAAUUACAUAUUAUAACUAUGCUAUAUUUUAUUUGAUUACUUGUAUUUGUUUGUGUUGAAAAAUAAUACAAAUGUUUACUAAUUUAGUAUUUAACAUUUCCCAGUGAUGUUUUUAUAGAAAAGCAUUGGAAAAGUAUUAUAUCUCGAUCAGUUUGUGAUUACUUUUUUGAUCAACAUAGAAAAGCAAUCAAUCCAGAAGAUAUUCCUCCAGUUAUAGCUACACCACAUCAUUAUUUAAUCAGUAUCUACCGUUGUGGUCUUUAUUUUGUUGCUGUUUGCAUGACUGAAGGUUUGAAUUAAUAUUAUAAAAAUAUAAUAUAAUCUAAUAUCAAUUAAUUACAAUGCUUGUAUGAUUACAGUACCACCAUUAUUUGUUAUUGAAUUCUUACACAGAGUAGUUGAUACAUUUGAAGAUUAUUUUUCAGAAUGUUCCGAAAAUAUUGUUAAAGACAAUUAUGUAGUUGUUUAUGAAGUAAGUUAAUUAUUAUUGAAUGCCUACCUUGGUAAUUCAUUAAUUAUUUAUUUAUAAUUUUUAGCUUUUGGAUGAAAUGCUAGACAAUGGAUUUCCAUUGGCUACUGAAUCAAAUAUCCUGAAAGAACUUAUUAAACCUCCUAACAUUCUUCGAACAAUUGCAAAUUCUGUCACAGGGAAAUCCAAGUAAUAAUUGUAUAAUUAUUAUAGUAUUUAUACUAUAAAUUUAUUUUUAUGUUUCAAAAUCCAACUAUUUUAGUAAUAUUUGUGUAUUUUGUUUUUCAGUGUUAGUGCAAUAUUACCAAGUGGUCAAUUAUCCAAUGUUCCAUGGAGGAGAUCUGGUGUAAAAUAUACUAACAAUGAGGCUUAUUUUGAUGUAAUUGAAGAAGUGGAUGCUAUUAUCGAUAAAGGUGGUUCUACAGUGUUUGCUGAAAUUCAAGGAUAUGUAAUACAUUUUUUUUUUAUUAAAUAUUUUCACUGAAAUUAUUAUUAGAGAAUAUCAGUUUUUCAAACAAAAUAAUUUAUUUAAUGAUUUGUAUGUACAGAAGAGUUUAUUUUAUAACUAAUAACAUAUAGCACACUCCAAAUUUUAGAUUAUUUAAACAAUAAAAUAUUUGUAUAGUGAUAAUUAUAAAAAAAAUGAAAAAAAUGAAAUAAAAAUAUUGAAAUAUAAAUGAAUAUAUUAUAUAUAUAAUUAUUAUAAUAAUAUAUUAUAUAAUAUAUUUAUUCAUAAUAUAAUAAUUUAAAAAAUAUUUUAACAUUUUUUAUAAAAUUAUUUGAAUUUGUACCAAAAUUAAUCUGUGAGGUAAUGAGUCAAUGUAGUAAAAACACUACUUAGUAUUAGUUUAAAAUAGAAACUAUCUGUGAAAAAGUAAUGAUAUCCUUAAAAUUAGUUAUGUGCUGAUUUUCUACUAAUAUUUCCAGCGCAAUGAAACAUAAUAUUUGAUUAGAUUUGUUGUUUUUCUUCUUCUUAUCUAUCCUUCUAUCAAUUUGGUGUUAUCUAUCUUGGUCCUAAAUCUCUAUUUGACUCAGUUAAGAACAUUAUCAAUGCAUACCCCAGUCCUUGUAUCACUAUUAAUUGCAUCUAACCAAUUCCUUUUCAGUCUUCCUCUCCUUCUCCUUUCUUCCAUAUUCUAAUUUAAAUUUGAAAAUGAUUUUAGUUAAAUAUAUUACGAACUUACUUCUUGAAAUUAUGUUGGUACAUAUUAAUAUUUUUAGUUUUUUGUUAGUCUAGAUUGAGAAAAAUAAAUCUUAUUCAGUAAAUUUUUAAAUUUUUAAACACAUACAUGAUAAUUUAUAAUUAUAGUUUAAACAUUUUAUUUGUGUAUAUAUAUUUAUGUAUUGUAUAUACAUUUUUUAUUCUUUUUAUGCUUAAGAUUGAUUGCAGUAUUAAACUUACUGGGAUGCCUGAUCUAUCCUUAUCAUUUAUGAAUCCUCGUCUUUUUGAUGAUGUGAGUUUCCACCCUUGUGUAAGGUUUAAAAGAUGGGAGGUAAUUUAUAUCUACUUAUAUGUUUAUUGCAUAUUUAUAUUACAUAUUUAAUGGAUUCAAUUUGUUUUUAUGAUUGCAGUCUGAAAGAAUUUUAUCAUUUAUACCUCCUGAUGGUAAUUUUCGUUUAAUGUCAUAUCAUAUUGGGUCUCAAGGAAUAGUUGCUAUUCCAAUUUAUAUAAGACACAUUUUAUCAUUAAAAGAAGCUACUACAGGUAGUGGCCGCCUUGACAUUACAGUUGGACCAAAACAGACUUUGGGAAGAACAGUAUGUGUUCAUAUUAUUAUUAAAUAUUUGUCAGUAUUAUAUUUAAAUUUUAGUAUACAUUUUUAGAUUGAAAAUGUAGUCAUAGAAGUACCUAUGCCAAAAAGUGUAUUAAAUUGUACACUUAUCCCUAAUCAGGGUAAACAUUCAUUUGAUCCAGUUUCUAAAGUAUUGACUUGGGAAGUUGGCCGAAUAGAAACUACAAAACUUCCAAACAUAAGAGGAACUGUGAGAAUCUUUAUUUAGAUUAUUGUAAAUGUUAUUAAAUGGUAUUCUAUUGGUUUUUAUUUGGAUUUUAGAUUAGUCUGCCAGUUAGCACAGUUGUUACAGAUUCAAAUCCUGUUAUUAAUGUGUGUAUAAAUUAUAUCAUUCAAUACAUUCAAUUAUAUCAAUUUGUUAUUAUUAUUAUAUAUUUUAUACUUAUAGGUGAAAUUUACUAUCAAUCAAUUAGCAUUAUCUGGUCUAAAAGUAAAUCGUCUUGAUAUGUAUGGUGAAAAGUAUAAGCCAUUUAAAGGUGUUAAAUAUAUUACCAAAGCUGGAAAAUUUCAAGUGAGAAUGUAAUGUGUUAACAUAAUAAAUAUACAUUUUUAAAAGCAUUUUAUAUUAUAUAUUUUCAAAUAUUUUUAAAUUUUAUUUUAAAAUUAAAUGUUGUUAUGACCUUCCAUUUCAUGUUUAUGUUAUUUGUUAACAAAUUGUUGCUAUUAUGUAAUUUUUAUAGAUCUUAAUUAGGAAUAUUGAUAUUUAAAACUUUUCCAUUCUUUUUAAUUUUUUAAUAUUUGAAUGCUAAUGUCAAUUAUAAGUAUUGGUGAUUAUGUAAAUAUUAAUGGAUAGUUUGUAAAAGGAUUAUUUAAAAAAAUGCAUAAUUAUAGAAAUUACUUGUAAUUUGAUAUUUAUUUUAUUUUGUCUAAUACUUAUUUACUAAAAACAAAUAUUCAAUAAUUCAAAUUAAUUGUUUUAAGUGAAAUAUAGAAAUACCAGUAAUUAAUUUUAUUUCAGCUCUUUUCUUCAAAUUUUCAAUUGCUAGUUACAUAAUACAGUAAAACCUCUAAAGCGAACACUCGUUGAGAUGAAAGAAAUAUUGAGAAAAAAAAAUACCUCGCAAAUUAAUAUAGUUGAACCAAUAACACUUUUUUCCUAUAUUCAAUAUUACAUUAUAAAACUUAUAUAUUUGUUUAAAACCAAUAAUUGAUAUAAAUCGUAGUUUACAGAAGUUUGUUCAGAACGUCUAUAUCAUUAUAACCACCAUCAUUACAUUAUCAUUACCACUAUUAUUACAAAUUGAUAUGCGACAUUGUAUUUGUUUUAAUAUUGAUACUAAAAUCAAGAUAUUUAAUGAUUAAAAGCCUUUCUCUAAUUAUAAUUUAGUACAUAGUGGAGCAAACUAAUAUUUAAAAUUCAAAACCCUCAGAAUGAAGUACUUUCUUAGUUCGAUUUUCUUUCAGAAAAAGUGCUAUCAUUCUUAAUUGGAGCCAAAUUGCCGGUAGAAAAGUUGUUUACAGGAACACAAAAGCAGUAAUACUUUUUUACUAAUACCUACAUUUUGUAUAUUUUCCUGUUUUCCUCGUGUUUUUUCCCGUUUAUUAGGAAAAUCAACAAAUAAUCACCCUAAAGUACCACCCCAGUCAGAUUUUUUUUUUUUUAAAAAAAGUGAUAUUGUAAAUUGGAGCAGAAGAACUGGUAGAAAAGUUGUCUACAGAAAAAAAACCAUCCAUCAUUGUAAAACUAAUACAUUCGUUGCUCCACUCAGAAUCUAAAAUUACAAGGCAACUGAAAGUAAAUAGAAGUCAAGUUGUUCAUUAAUAAAUUAUAAUUUUGUUUUUCGGAAGUAUAAUAAUUGGUGACUGAUGUACUGUACAGCACUAUGGCGUGGCGUCAGGUAUCGCACGGUAAUUUUAAUUACACUGUUUGAUUUUUGCUGAUUGAAAAUAUGGUUAUACUGGAACUCUGGCUUCUCACAUUAUUUAUCAUGCAUAAUAUAUUUUACUAUUUCAUCAUCAACUAUUACUUAAUACUUAUUGGAUUGGAUCUAUACAAAAAAUAGUGCAAAUUAAAAUCAAAUUAUUAGUUAAUACUAUUCUAUAAUUUAUGAGUUUAUGAACAACUACAAUAUAAAGUAUAAACUGUACUUGUAAAAAGACGGACAUUCUUCCAAUGACGGGUGGGCCACUGUUGUAGGUGAGAAGUUGGGAUAUAGAGAGCAAUUUAGUGUAUAAAAUGAAAAACGAUUCUGAGCGGAGUUCAGUUUUACAUAUUUUAAAAGACCGUAGUAUUUUAGAUUUUCGUCAAAAUUUUGUUAUUUAUAUUCUUGUAGGUAAAAACAAAAUUCUACAUUACAAUCAAUUUUUUUUUUUAACCACAAUGUAUGACUUAAAGUGAACCUCUUGUUAAGUUUUCAAGUAUUUCUGUUUAGUUUGAACAUUUUAUCCACAGAGUACAUACUGAACAAAAGAUUUUUGGUAGAAAUUACUACAAUUUUUUAUUUUGGGGUUGUGAGUUAUGGAAAUAUGGUCCAAAUUCAUUGGAUUAAAUUGAAGUUUACUUUACAAAGUAUAAAUUUAAAAAUUAUAAUAGAAUGAAUAGUCUUUUUGUUAUAAACUCCUCUACCAAAAGAAAAAAAAAUUAUUUAAGUACCUACUACUUUUAAUAUGUAUUAAAAGUAAAUAAUAAAUAAAUGUUUAUUUAACCAAUUACCUACAUUUAGUAUUCUAAACAAUUUCAUAUUAUUUUGAGAGGUCCUGUGCAUAAAAAAAAUUAUCAAGAUUUAACACAUACCUAUAUGUUAAUAAUUAUCUACAUUGUUUAUUAUCUUCCUAACAUGAAAAAAAAAAAAUUCCAAGGGUAAAAUUGAAUGAUUUCAAAGGAAACUAUCGGUCAAUGUUAAUGAAUUAUUUGAUAAUGUUUCGUGCAUUGAUAUUAUUAGAGGAUUUCACAUUGAUAGUAUUCAAAUUAAGCUGAUCAUUAAUUUACAUUUUAAAAAAAAUAUGAAAUAGAUAACAUUUAACAGAAUUUACAGCAAAAGAACUUAAACCUAGAAUCUACAGUAAACAAAAUAUUAAGUUUAGACAAAUAUCACCAAAAUGUAACAAAAUUUGUGGAAAAAAAAAGCAUCAAUUGUGGUCACAAGUGUUGUAAAAAUUAAAAUGUCUACACAUAUCUAUCCAGCAAAAGGAAUAAGAAUGCACAGGGUCUGAUUAAUCAAUAGGCUAACAUAUAAUUUUUACUAAAAUAAUUUUUAUUGAAAUUUGAUAUUAAAAUUCUUAUAAAAAAAUAUACCUACUACCUAUAUUAAAUUAAUUUUUUUUUUUUUGACCCCAAUGUACGACUUAUAAUUAAUCUCCUAUUCAACUUUCAAGCAUUUCUCUUUUUCCAAACAAUUUUAUCUAUAGAGUACCUAUGAAAUAAAAAUUACUCAUAAAACUAAAAUGUCCAAAUAACUUAAAUAUGGCUCAAAUGUUUUUACAGUUUUACCACGUAAAAAUAAGUGAGUAAGUUUUCUACCCAAAUUCCAUGUCGACGAAUAUUUUUAACUGAAUUACAACAAAUAACAAAAUUUAAAAUAAUAAAAAGCAUUAUUUUAGUAAAUUUCCCGUUUUUCUUACAUUUUUUCCGGGGUUUUCCAAGAUAUUAUGAAAACCGUUUGGCAAAUCAAAAAUUGGCCUAAUAUUAAUCGUCAAGUCAACCUCAGACUGGUUUAUCUAUUUACAGACUAUCUACUGGUCGGAUAUCCAUUAAUCAGCCACGAGAAUGCAAACUGAAUAAUUGGUAAACUCAUUCAUAAUAUGGAGCAAGACUGAACAAGAUAUUCCAACCAACAAAUGUAAAAAAGGCGGGUAAGAUAAAACAAUACUAUACUGUAAAAUGUAGGUAAUAAAAUAAACUCAUUGAAUAUAUUAAAUUUAAUAAUAAUAUUUCGGGGGUAGAAUAUUACUAUUAUAGUAAAGUUAUAUGUUACGCUUCAGUACCUAUCAAAAAUAUUGCGAACCUUUUAUACCUAUAAUGAGCUACAAAAAUACCAAAUAAUUAAAAGUAGAGAGAUUAUAAUUUUUUAAAUUUUAAUAAUAAUUGAUCAACAAAAUUGUAUUUUAUUUACUUUUCUAUGAUGUUCACCUAUUUAUAAACUCAGACGUUUCUUAAUCAAAAUUGUUUUGAUUCUAAGUACAAUAAGGAAUGUAUUGGUUCUGCUAUAUGUGAUUUUAUUAAUUUGUAAACAUUAUUUUUCUACUAGGAAUCUUGCUUAAAUCAAUAAAUUCGAUAAGAGAACUUUUUUGUAGCAUUUUAGGUUUAGUUGGUUAAUUUCAUUAAUUUUAGCGAGACAUUCAUUUGUAGGUUUUUUCUAGUGUCCCGUUCAAACACUGGACAUGUUUUUCUCGGGACAGUUGGAAAUAACUAAUUUAUCUUUUUUUAAUGUACAAAUGAUUAAAUCUAGUAUAAUCACAUAAAUAUAAAUCUAUAAAAAUCAAAAACAAGAAAAAAGUCCCAAUUGAUAGGUAGUACCUAAUUAGUAGUACCAGUACUUAAGUAUUUAAGUAUUAGUAGUAAUAGUAUUGAUUAGAUUAGUAGAUACAGAAGUAUUAUAUGAAAUGUAUAAAGACUAUAUUUAAGCAUUUUGUAUUAAAUAAAUGUAUUUAUAAAUAAUAAUCUUAAAUUCAAAAUAAUAUUAGGUGAAAUUUUAAGAGAGGUAAGUACCUUCUGUUCACCUAUAUGAAUAGAUGGCUAUUAUGGCAUCACAGGUUCUUGUUAUUCGGUGUUAAUAUCGUUUUUAUCCGUUUCAGGAAGUUCAUCUAUUAUUUUAUGGAUCAUUUUUAGGCAUAAAAUACCUAUUAUCCAGUAUCCAGUAUCCACUAUAGCAGCGGUUCUUAAACUGUGCGGCAGUUAACAAGGGAGGCGUGGCGCGAGGUUGGAAUUUUGUACAUAUAGUUAUUUUUAGAUCAAUUAUACGUCCGAUAACAAUUUUAUAGAAACGAUUAUCUUAUCUUAUCCAUCCGAUUCUUCACUACGAAUGCAAUUUUCUUCAUAUUCACUUUUAGGAUUUUGGAACAGUAUUAAAGAUGAAUAUCAUGAAGUUAGCAACAAAACUUUAGGUAUAUUAAUACCAUUUGCCACAUCAUAUUUGUGUGAAGUAGGAUUUUCAGCAGUAGCCGUAUUAAAAUCAAAUAUCGGUCCAGACUCAAUGUGGAAAAAGAAAUGCGUGUUGCAGUAA